This is a messenger RNA of Filobasidium floriforme, 1265 nucleotides long. RefSeq lists its product as uncharacterized. NCBI's taxonomy places the organism in Eukaryota, Fungi, Basidiomycota, Tremellomycetes, Filobasidiales, Filobasidiaceae. Gene Ontology annotation, biological process: lipid metabolic process. The transcript has 5 exons. Gene Ontology annotation, cellular component: membrane. The record is from RefSeq and is a predicted model, not a curated record. Gene Ontology annotation, molecular function: oxidoreductase activity, acting on the CH-CH group of donors. Bases 84 to 1064 code for a protein of 326 amino acids.
AUUGACCUCUUUAAUCGUCCUCGAGGUCGAUCCUGGACAUCCUCGUUAAGUGACAUUAUCGAAAUCGUACACCUUCUCCCAUCAUGGCCAUUUUCAGCUCGUUAAACAGCGUCCCGACCGAGAUCGCUUCCCGGCUCGGUGGAAUCAUCACCUUCAACUAUCUCGUCCAGGCCGCUUUCGCCUCGGUGGCCAUUCCCCUUCAGACCGAGAGGUUCUACGAUCUCGCCGGUUCCGUCGGCUUCAUCUCUACCGCCAUCGUCUCCUCCUUUUACCCCAACUUCAGGCUGAUGCUGAACAAUGUCAAGACGUUCGGACUGACUAGCGGGAGGAUAGCAGAGGGCUUGACGAGCGAGAUGUGGAACCCGGCCAAGGUGCUCAGUGUAAGGCAGAUGGUGGUCGGGGGAAUGGUGAUCCUCUGGGCCGGACGACUCGGGUCGUUCCUCAUCCAGAGGAUCACCAAGGCCGGCCACGACUCGCGCUUCGACACGAUCAAGACCAACCCGUUCAAGUUUGCCGGAGCCUGGUUCGGUCAAGCAACCUGGAUCCUCUGUUCAGGUCUUCCUCUGUGGAUGUUGAACUCGAUCCCCGCUGCUAGACAUCCGAAGUUCGGGACCCCUCUGGACUUGCUCGGUUUGGGUGUUUGGGUUGGAGGGUUGACUCUGGAGGUGGUUGCUGAUCGACAGAAAUCCGCUUGGAGGGCUGCCAAGGACGACAAGAAACACGACGAGAAAUUCAUCAAGGACGGAGUCUGGAGCUGGAGUCGACAUCCCAACUACGCUGGAGAGAUCAUCCUCUGGGCCGGUCUCCCUCUCAUUGCCCUUCCUACUCUCCUUUCCAACGCAUCCUCUUCCAUCCCCCUUACCUCCCGUCUCCCCGGCUACUUCCCUUACCUCGCCGUUGUCCCGCCUGUCUUCGAGUACCUCUUGCUCAACUACGGCAGUGGGGUGCCCUUGUUGGAGGAAUCCGCAGAGAAAAAGUGGGGACAGGACAAGGGACCAGGAAGUUGGGAAGAGUACAAGAGGAAGGUGCCGGUCUUGUUCUCCUUGCCCGGAGCCAAGAUCUAAACGAGGCAAGGAGAAGUACAAGGUGUUGAUGGGGUUUAGGAAAGGGUCCGGUUUGGAUGGCCUCGGAAGCAAUUACGUAACGAGGACCUCGGUCGAGGUUGACCGAGUGGACGAGCGAUCGGCGAGCUGUAGCAAAAUGUUGAAUCGUUUGUUAGGACCUGUACUUGUGUUCUUGACACAUAUAUGAUAUAAUCGACUAGC